AUGGGUUGCGAAUGGAGCCCAAAGGCAGACCUCGGCACUCUACUUGUCGGUGCUUCUUUCGACGGCAACGCCGAAAUGGUUAAUGUGCUCCUAGAACAGGGUGUCAAUCCGAAUACCCGCAAUGAAGGGGGGAUCACUCCCCUGAUAUGGUCAACUGUGGCGAAGCACAAGGAGAUUGUGAAGUCCCUUUUGGUGGCGGGCGCAGACCCUAAUUUCAUAGGUACAGACCCGAAAGGCUUUCGAAGGCGACCUGAACAGUUCAGUCCAUUAUAUUUUGCGACCUUUUUCGGGAGGCGGUCAGCUAAACUGAUUGAAUUGGAGAUACUGAAGGAUCUGCUGGAUGCUGGUGCCAACGUCAAUUCCAAAGAUGGUGUCGGUCGAACUCCGUUAUCAUGGGCGGCGGAAAGGCGUUCCAAAUCAGUCUUACAGAUUCUACUGGACGCAGGGUCAGAAAUCGAUUCCGUUGAUCGAUGCAAUCGCACGCCGCUGUUCUAUGCGACUAUUAAUAACAAUGUAGGAGCUGUCAAAGUCCUCCUCGAGCGCGGGAGCAUUGGUACAACUGUUCAAACCUCUGCGGGACGUAACCCGCUGGAUGUGGUCCGUGAACUGAAGUUUUCUGAGAUUGAACAACUCUUGUUAAAGGGCCUUGAGUCGCGGAACAACCCUACAAAUACAAAUACUGCUCCUGGGUGUGCAGACUUAAGCGACGACGAAAAAGGUGAACCGACUCCGAGUGUCCAAUCUGCCACAUUGGACCGAGAUUUACGAUCUGUCGUGAAUGCCAUGGGUUUGUCGAGACUGUGA
Messenger RNA from Penicillium samsonianum, 804 nucleotides. Its product is annotated as ankyrin repeat domain-containing protein. The coding region runs from base 1 to 804 and encodes 267 amino acids. Gene Ontology annotation, cellular component: cytoplasm; nucleus. NCBI's taxonomy places the organism in Eukaryota, Fungi, Ascomycota, Eurotiomycetes, Eurotiales, Aspergillaceae. Gene Ontology annotation, molecular function: protein binding. The record is from RefSeq and is a predicted model, not a curated record. The transcript is spliced from 3 exons.